Molecule: messenger RNA, 1510 nt
Organism: Pipra filicauda (Wire-tailed manakin)
Lineage: Eukaryota; Metazoa; Chordata; Aves; Passeriformes; Pipridae
Gene: UBE2D1
Product: ubiquitin conjugating enzyme E2 D1
Exons: 7
Coding region: 305-679 (124 amino acids)
Biological process (GO): ubiquitin-dependent protein catabolic process; protein polyubiquitination
Cellular component (GO): nucleus
Molecular function (GO): ubiquitin conjugating enzyme activity
Source: RefSeq, a predicted model, not a curated record
CGCUCCCGCCGCGCGCUCCCAUGGCGCUGAAGCGGAUACAGAAAGAACUAAGUGACCUGCAGCGAGACCCGCCGGCCCACUGUUCUGCUGGACCUGUUGGAGAUGACUGUAAGCUUUUCAUAGUACAUAGUCAGAUUUUUACCUUUCUUUCAGUUAUGAAAAAGCUUGGGAAAAUCUCUAAUUUUUUAUCUUUUUUUACUUUCAGUGUUUCAUUGGCAAGCAACUAUUAUGGGUCCUAUUUGUACAGGUCACAAAGAUGUUGUGUGUUUUAAAACUCCCCGAUGUCAUCAUGAUGAACUGAAUUAUGUUGGAAAAUCCUACUCUUUGCCUCUGCAAAGAGAAACCACUUCUUAAGCCUGAUAGUGCAUAUCAAGGGGGUGUGUUUUUUCUCACAGUACACUUUCCAACAGACUAUCCUUUCAAACCACCAAAAAUUGCUUUUACAACAAAAAUAUAUCACCCAAACAUAAACAGUAAUGGGAGUAUUUGUCUUGAUAUCCUGAGAUCACAGUGGUCACCAGCUCUGACUGUAUCUAAAGUUUUAUUGUCCAUAUGCUCCUUACUUUGUGAUCCUAAUCCAGAUGAUCCUUUAGUACCAGAUAUUGCACAGAUCUACAAGUCAGACAAGGAAAAAUACAACAGACAUGCAAGAGAAUGGACUCAGAAAUAUGCAAUGUAAACUUGUGAAGACUUUUUCAUAUACCACAGAGUACUGUAAAUUCUAGGUUUUUUUCAAAAUUAGAAGGAAAUGGAGCACAAUUUAUGGUUUUGAUGUUAACAUGACUCCCCUCGAAUUUUUUUUCACCCAUGUAAGUGUGUUUCUGGAGCAAGGGAGAAUAAACUUCCAAAAAUAACCUUAUGACUGUGAUAAGAAUAUUUAUCCUCUUUGUAUGCUUUGCAGAAGACAUUUAUUAUGGUUUUUAAGAGCUGGACACCUGCAUCUUCAGACUACAAGAUCUGUAAUGCAGUUGUAAAGCAACCAAAUUAUUUUUGCUGGGAAAAGUAGCUGGUUUUAUGUGAUGAAUACUGUAUGUUUGUCAUUGAAGUAUGUUGUUGUUUCAUGAGUGUAUUCAAAUUUCUUUUUGUUAGUUCACUUAAUAAUUUGUAUUUUUUUACUGUAUAGACUAAAUAUUUUAUUUACAAUGUCAGUAAUUUCAUUUUAGACUUACUUGCGUGUGCACAGUAUUGACAAGAUACAACUGCUAGUAAUGAAAAUAAUUGGAGUAUCCCACACAUUAGGAUAUUCUAAAGAUUGACUGCAGAUUUCUUAAAACCUAAAAUGAUCUUUGCACUGUAAUUCUUUGUAUGCUGAUUAUGGAGAAACACUUUGUUUUGAUUCUGUUGCAUACUUAAUUUUAUUGCAAUGAGAACUAAUUGCACUGCUAUGUAGAGAGAUAAUGUAACCAUUUCGUUGCUAUUCACAACUGAUUUUUGAUGUAACACUAUCCUUUUGACCUUUUACAAAUCCAAAUGUAGCCUUUUCCAUAUAAAUAAAAUGCAUUUUCUACUA